UUGCACAAGAUUCUGACCGAGGUGUGCAAAUUUUCCAAAAUUUCGAAACUUGUACAGAGAGAGGCGUUUGUCCAAAUUUAUUCCAAAAAUUUGGAACGAACCUGGGCGCCAAAAUUUGUACUCAGUAGCUUCCAAAUUUUCCAAAUAUAUUGGAGCAUCACAACACACCCAGCAGCUAAAGGACCUACAGGGCCAACUACAAGGGAGAAGCAGCGGCGGAGGGUACUUGGAUAGCGGCAGGGCCAUGGCGGACCGCAGGAAACGCGGCGCGCCUCUUGGUUCGUCCUGUGCUGGCCCACCGAGCCAAUGAUUCAGGCGUGCAUCCGGUCGCCAAGAGCUGGUGCGGCAGAUGAAAGCAGCUGCUGCUGCGGUGAUUCUGGUGCUGAGCGCGGCGGCAGUGGUCACCUCUGUAGCUGUGCACGCUAGCGCUAACAAGACGCGUGCGGCUAUCCACGAGCCACGGCGCCUGGUUUGGGAGGAUCACGCUGCUGACCUCAAGAAGCGGAAGCUCUUCCGGAGGAUGUAUCGCAUGGAGGAACCGGUGUUCAACAAACUGGCUGGGUUGCUGGAACCGAUCCUCCAACGGAACGACUACUACGCAAGAAAACGGUAUCGACGCGGUGCUGUUCCCACGAAGAUCCGACUAGCUAUCGGCUUGCGGAUGAUGGCCGGUGCUUCGUAUCUCGAUGUCGCCGUGCUGUUCGGCGUGUCCAAGGAGACGGUCUUCAGCAUCUUGUGGCAGGUGGUGGAUGCCAUCAACAGCACAGCAGAGGUUGGGCCGUUCUUUUUUCCGCAGAGCGAGGAUGAGUGCACCCGGCAGGCGGCAGAAUGGGAGGAAAAAAGCACGGGCGGCGCCUUUCAAGGUGUAGUAGCUGCGGGGGAUGGCCUCUUCGUGAAGACUCUUGCUCCGACUGCCCUCAACACUCCGAACGUUCUCUCGUAUUAUUCUGGGAGCAAGUGCGGCUACGGGGUGAACGUACAGGCGACAUGCGAUGCCAACUACCGGUUUUGCAGCAUGUCUUGCAUUGCACCCGGCUCGACCAAUGACUGGACGGCAUGGAACCAUUCGGAUCUAUCCACAGCGGUAAAAAACCUGCCACCAGGCUUCUACAUGCUCGGAGACGCGGCUCAGCCCCUAAGCGACCACCUGUUGACUCCGUAUCCAGGGAGGGGACUGCCGCUGGACAACGAUGCGUUCAACUUCUAUCUGAGCCAACUCAGAGUCAGGAUCGCAAGCGUUCGGCAUUCUUGUCGGCCAGGGGGGCAUCCUGUGGAAGCCGUUGCGUGUUCAGUUCGCUGGGCGCUGCGACCUCAUCACGGCGCUCUUUCGCCUCCACAACUUUCUCCGGGACGAGAAGGUCACACCAAUCCACCGGUCGGAAGAAGACGCCGAGGUGGUCCAGGUACGCCCCCACCUACUCGGCGACAAGACUCUGCCAGGAACUUUCAGCACGACCACCAAGACCACCAAGGACGCGCAGAAACCGACCAGGUCAGGCGAAGUCUCCACGCGCAAGGGGAUCACGAUGAUGCUGGACAACAAGCGCCAGUACCGCCCAAAGCACAACUUGGUGCGCAACGCAGCGAGGAAGACGUAAGGGGUCGAACGCGGGCGGGCUGCGGUGGAGGGAGGGUGGGUACCGAGGACGUACUACGUGGAUGAUGGGCGAGACGAGGCAAAUGCGGCGGUGGUGGCCUUUGAGGAGCGUGGGCCGUGGCCGGGGCG
Messenger RNA from Ectocarpus sp. CCAP 1310/34, 1726 nucleotides. The record is from the annotation of a GenBank genome assembly. NCBI's taxonomy places the organism in Eukaryota, Phaeophyceae, Ectocarpales, Ectocarpaceae.